Penicillium coprophilum is the source of this 1503-nucleotide messenger RNA. RefSeq names its product lanthionine synthetase C family protein. The record is from RefSeq and is a predicted model, not a curated record. NCBI's taxonomy places the organism in Eukaryota, Fungi, Ascomycota, Eurotiomycetes, Eurotiales, Aspergillaceae. Gene Ontology annotation, cellular component: plasma membrane. The transcript is spliced from 5 exons. Gene Ontology annotation, biological process: peptide modification; carbohydrate metabolic process. The coding region runs from base 1 to 1503 and encodes 500 amino acids.
AUGGCAGAGCGUCCGCAAUACUUCAAGAACACGUUAAGCCCGCUCCCAAUCAAUGCGACCACGCUUUUGGAGAGCUUCCAAGAGCUUUGUACUGCUGUUUGCAGUGGUGCUGAGUUGAUACAGCAGAACACUCUAUUGCCUGAAACAUGGGGCCCCAAUGGCAUGUUUAAAGGUUUCCCCGGCAUUGCUCUUGCAUUCCUACGCCUAGAUUAUCAGUCAUCGGUUCUACGGGGGCUCAAAGCCGCUGCUCCUGACUAUCGUCGCUAUGCACUACAACGAAUCCCAUCAAGCCUUCCAGACACUCCUCUGCUAGCCUCUCGGUUGUCUCCAAUUGGCUCAUCUUCACCUGUGACUGCUGUCACUCUGCGCAUCUUGAGUACUUUUGCAAAGAAUAAUUGGCAAGAUGGCGCGCAUCUCAGCAUCACAAGGGAGGAUGCCACUUGCCUUCAUGAUGCCAUGCAGUGCGCAUUAAAGAACGAACCUCUUGUUAUUCAUGAUGGCCGAAAAAUGGGUGGAGAUGAAAUGCUGUUUGGUCGAGCAGGACUUCUUUGGGCUCUUUUGAACAUUCGUGCUCAUAGGUUUGAUCAAGAGACCCAGGAUAUCCUCUCACCUAUAUUGGGGGCAAUUCCAGAGUUGAUCCGGGUGAUUGUCGAUGCCGGGCAGCAGGGAUCCAAGGAAUACACCGAGAAUAAUGGAGCCCAAAACGCACAUCCAUUGAUGUAUGCAUGGAUGGAGGGCCAUUACUGCUUUGGGGCGGUCCAUGGAAUAACCGGUAUUCUAACCAUCCUGCUUUCAUGUAAGCCCGAGGAGCUUACGGACUAUCUUCCUGUAAUUGGUGAUAGCAUCACUGCGCUUUGCAAGCUAUCUGGAUCUACCAAUGGCCACCUCCCAAUGACGCUACCUCCAUAUAGCUUCGGGCAGCGCUCAGAACUAGUCCAACUGUGUCACGGGAGCCCAGGAUUAUUGAUUCUUCUAGGAGCUGCUUUGAAAAACAAAUAUUUAACCCGCGCCCACUGGGAUCCAACUUGGGACCAAGCCAUAUACUUGGGCACUGAGCGUGUGUGGGAAGAAGGGCUGCUUUCUAAGGGAGGCAGUCUGUGUCACGGCGUGGCUGGCAAUGCAUGGGCGUGGCUCCUCCUCCAUGAUUGCUUUGAAUACCACUCAGAAAUUCUGAAGGAUGCCCGGUCAGCUUAUCUCAAGCGCAAUCAACUAUCAGCACUUCCAAAUGCUAAGGUGAAUCAGGAACUCACCAGUGACUUCUUCCUCUCGAAGGCACUUGCAUUUAUGCUGCAUGCACGUGAGACUAAGCCAUACAACAGCUCGCCCACAUCUUCUGACAAAGAUUAUCGCAUGCCUGAUGAGCCUUACGGUUUGUUUGAAGGUGUUGCAGGCAAUGUUUGUGCGUGGGCUGAUACGUGCGCGGUAAUUCAAGCCAGGUUGCGCAAGAUGGAACUUGCUGAGCAGGACACUUGGGCUUUCCAGCCCUGGGUGGAAAUGGCGUAA